Lycium ferocissimum is the source of this 1790-nucleotide messenger RNA. RefSeq names its product auxin response factor 9-like. The record is from RefSeq and is a predicted model, not a curated record. The transcript is spliced from 14 exons. Gene Ontology annotation, biological process: response to hormone; regulation of DNA-templated transcription. Gene Ontology annotation, cellular component: nucleus. Lineage: Eukaryota; Viridiplantae; Streptophyta; Magnoliopsida; Solanales; Solanaceae. Gene Ontology annotation, molecular function: DNA binding; protein binding.
AUGUCAAAAGGUAAAGAUUAUUUGUACAGAGUGUUAUGGAAGUUUUGCGCAGGUCCAUUAGUGGAUGUUCCAAAAAAUGGAGAAAGAGUUUAUUAUUUCCCACAAGGUCACAUGGAACAAUUGUUAGCAGCAAGUCAUGUGCAUAUGAGGCCUAAUGAUCCAUCAUUCAAUCUUAAACCAAAGAUCCUUUGUCGUGUUACUAACAUUGAGCUCCUGGUUGACCAAGAUACUGAUGAGGUCUAUGCUAAGAUCACUUUGACACCUGAAGCGCCAGAUCAAGCCGAGCUGACUAGUCAAGAUUCAAGCCUUCUUGAGUCUCCGAGGCCUAAAGUUCAUUCCUUCCGCAAGGUUUUGACUGACUCUGAUACGAGUAUUCGUCCUGAACUUUCUCUUUUCUGGAAACAUGCUGAAGAAUGUUUUCCUCCAUUGGAUAUGAACCAGGAGACGCCAACACAGGAACUCAUCGCAAAAGACCUUCAUGGAAUUGAGUGGCACUUUAAACAUAUAGUUAAAGGUCAAUGUUGGAUGCAUUUCCUAACUACAGGGUGGAGUACCUUUGUUGGUUCCAAGAGAUUAGUUGCCGGGGAUUCUUUUGUAUUCUUGAGGGGUGAGAAUGGAGAACUAUGAGUUGGGGUUAGGCGGGGUUCUCUCCCGCGGGUCCCAGUGCCAUUAUCGCUGGAAUCAUGUGCGAAUGAGCACCGAGGGAUCCUAGCUGCAACAUCUAAUUCUGUUACAACCCAAGCUGUGUUAGUUGUUUACUACAAACCGUGGUUGAGAAGCAAUCAGUUCAUCAUAGGCCUUAACAAAUACUUAGAGGCUGAAAAACAUGAAUAUUCGGUUGGCAUGCGAAUUAAGAUGCAUCGGUUUGAAGGGGAAGAGAAUCCCGAGAGAAGAUCUACUGGCACUAUAUUCAGGAUUUCAGAUUCUUCAUCGUAUUGGAAAGAUUCACCAUGGCGAUCAUUGAUGGUUCAAUGGGAUGAGCCUGCAUCCAAGUUAAGGAUCGACAGAGUUUCUCCUUGGGAAAUUGAACCUUUUUAUCCCCUUGUCCAGCAAAUAACAACGAAGAACAAAAGGCAUCGACCAAAUGGUGAAACCAAAAUUUCAGGCCUUAGUCAAAGCAAGCAUAUUUGUUCCACAAGAAGUCGCACCAAGGUUCAAAUGGAAGGGGUAGAUGUGUGUCGAGCAGUAGAUUUAACCGCACUGAAAGGAUAUGAUGAGCUUAUAAAGGAACUUGAGAAGAUGUUCAAAAUCCAAAUACAAAAUAAAUGGAAAAUCGUGUUUACAGAUGAUGAAGGGGAUAUGAUGCUUCUGGGUGAUCAUCCAUGGAUAGAGUUUUGCAACAUGGUGAGGAGGAUUUUCAUUCGUUCUAGUCAAGAUAUGUAAAGUUCAAGAACGUUCGGUUGUUAUCUUUUUGGGUGAUGAAAGAUAUUAUUGUAAAUUAACAAACAACAUUAAAACAUACAGAUGGACCAAUAGUUCUUGCGUAGCAGAAUUAUAAGGUCGAUGAUGGUUAGGCUUGGAGGCUGCUCCUUAGACAUAUAUCCGGAGUAGAAUGGGGUGAAGGACCUUCUCGUGAAGUAAGGAGCGAGAAAACAAUUUUUUGAUCAUUUUGGUUAUAUGACAGUUCCUCCUGUAUUUGCUACGGAAGCUUUAAUAGACUAAUAGUUCUUGUGUAGUGGAGUAUUAAGGUCAUUGAUACAUAGCUAUCGGGAGCAGAACAGGGUGACAGACCUACGCAACUUUUUGAUCAUUUUGUUUAUAUGUAAGUUCCUCUUGUGUUUGCUAUGGAA